Molecule: messenger RNA, 858 nt
Organism: Vicia villosa (hairy vetch)
Lineage: Eukaryota; Viridiplantae; Streptophyta; Magnoliopsida; Fabales; Fabaceae
Exons: 3
Coding region: 1-858 (285 amino acids)
Source: RefSeq, a predicted model, not a curated record
AUGAAUGCAAACCACUUGAGAGUUUUUGGUUAUGUGGCAUAUCAACAUCUACGGGAGCAACUUAGAAUGAAGUUAGACGAUAAGGGAGGAUUGAUUAUACAUGUUGGGUAUCACUCCACCGGAGGUUACAAAUGCAACGAAAAGUGCAUUUCUAAGUUCAAGAAUGAGCUUAUGAAAGAGUUUGAGAUGAUCGACAUUGUCCUCAUGACAUACUUCUUUGGUAUUGAGUUUCACAAGUCCAAGAAGAGACUGCUCAUGUACCAAAAAAGGUACGCGCUUGAGAUUUUGAAGAAUUUUGAAAUGGAGCAUUUUAAUGCUACCAUUACUCCAACUGAACUGAGGCAACAAUUGUCAAAGAUUGAGGAUGAGCAAGAUGUUAAUCCAACUCAGUAUAAGAGGUUGAUUGGAUUCAUGUGUUACUUGUGCAAUAUGAGACCGGCAUUUAGUGUCGGUAUUAUGAGUAGAUUCAUGGAGAAAUGUUCGAAGAAGGAAUCGGUAUUAGCACUAUCGUCUUGUGAGACCGAGUACAUCGCUGUUUCAUUGUGUAUGUGUCAAGUCGUGUGGCUAAUGAAUCUAUUGAAGGAGCUAGACAUCGAUGAAGGUGACACUCUAACGCUCAUGGUUGAUAACGCUUAUGCUAUAAACCUUUCUAAGAAUCCAAUUGCACAUGGGAGGAGCAAGCAUAUUGAGAUGAGAUUUUACUACUUGAGAGAGAUUGUUAGUGAAGGAAGGUUGAGGUUAGGAUAUUGUAGAAGCGAAAACCAAUUGACUGAUUUGUUGACUAAAGGAGUCACAAUUGAAGUGUUCAAGAGAUUGAAGAUGAACAUGGGCAUGAAAGACUUGGAGCAUUUGAAUUAA